AUAAAAAAAGAAUCCACUUUAAGAAGUUCCAAUACUUCGAAGCAUCAGUUAGAAACUUGAGAAGUGAGUACUCCCAUAAGAUGAAAGUUUAUUAUAUUUUACUUAUUGCGGCGAUGACAGUUUGUGAUGUAAAAGCUUAUACAUCGGUAAUUAUGUCCGAUGCUGAUACAGAGGAUCUUGGUGACUGCUACACAACUAUCGAUGGUAUAGGUGCCCUAAAAAGUGGAGUAGAGAAGCAAAAAGAAGGAGAGUGUGCUGUAGUAUGGUGUUCAGAUAAUAGAGAAAUACAGGAAAAUGGGUGUGGUGUUGUAGGAACUGAACCUCCCUGUACAAUAUUGCCAGAAGACUUAUCGAAGCCAUACCCAUACUGUUGCGAAAGUGUAUCGUGUCCUCCUGACGCUAAAUAAUUUCAGUCAGAAAUCGUUACCUAUACUAAAACCACAAUAAAGAUGCACUAGGAAUAAACAAACCAAGACACGAGACACGUUAAAUGUUACUAGGAGCUAUCUAUCUAUUUACGGGUACAAUUGCACAAUAAUUAUUCAAUUGUUAACAACAUCUUGCCGUAUUCCCGUCAUCCUUUGCCAAGCCCCUCUGUCCAAGGCAUCUUGGAGAAACCUUGUACCCUGUAAACGUACCUCUAUCCUACCAUAUAUUGGCUAUUAAUACAGGGGGGUUCGUUAAGAGGGGUCCGAAAAAAAAUCUAUCCUUAGAAAAACUCGAAAUCGUCAGAUUAAGAUAAGGUAAGUUAACAGGUUGACGGACAGUGCGUCAAAUGUAUAAGCAAGUGUUGUGACAUUAUAUUUAUUUUGCAAAGAGAAUCAGGAAAUUCUGAAUUUCUUUUAGCGCUUAUAGUUUAUGGAAACAAUAAGUUUUUUGUUGUAAACAUGUGGAUAACGACCAUGGAAGUAGUGUCACAUUUCAUAUGCAUCUGUAGAUGUAAUAUGACAUCUUUUGACACCGAUUAUUUGCCACAACUCGAUAUUUUAAAAAUGUCGUCUAUAGACGUUGUCUCACAUUACAUCAAUAGAAAUUAGACGUCUAUAGACGUUCUGUCCGUCAACGUGUUAAGUACAUGCAAAACAGUGUAUAUGUAAAAAAUCUUACGAUUCGAGCAGGGCGUACGGAAAUGGAUGAGUCACAAAGUCACAAAAUGAACGUCAGAUCGAAAAACUAAAAAAUACGUGUAGUCGAGGAAAUGAAGCAUUUUGGCUCGCAAUUUUUUCGUCCAGCAUGGAUUUACUUGAAAUUUUCACAGAAGGUAGGGAAUAGUCCAAUGAUCAUUUUCUAUAUCAUGCUGCUGUACGCUAAAACCUUGAGGGCAGUUGCCACCCCAUCUCGGGGGUGGGAAUUUUUUAUUACAUUUUAACCAUGUAAAUCGAUGUAAAAGGCGAUUUUAAGAAAAAAAUGUUUUUUACUUUUUUUCGUAAACUCAUAUUUUUCGAGUUAUUCGUGGUUGAAAGUAACAGUUUUUCACCGGAAAAAUCGACUUUUUUAAAGGGUUUUUUGAGAAUAACUCAAAAAAUAUGCAUUUAAUCAAAAAAACUGUAGAUAUAAAAAUUGUAUCUUUUAGUAUCACAAACAUAACUGUUUUUCUACAAUAUUUUUACGACCAAUACAAACCGAGAUACGGCAUGUUAAAGGUUAGCUUUUUUCGUAAAAUGCAUAAUUCGAAAUAAUGAAAGCCAAAUAACGGGAAAACGUUGAAUUUUUCCAGGAAUAUUUACAUGAUAUUUUUUCAAGCAUACAAUAAGAUCUUUCAAGAAAAAUAAUAAAAAGUUUCUAGCAUAAAUAUUGAGCAACUUAUGAUCAAAAAAAAAGUCGGUACCUAUUUUUCUCUAAGAAAAAAACAGUCAAAACAACCCCAUAACUACCCUCGUAACUAAAAAUUGGUCUUCGCCUUUCUGUAAUUCCUUUUAUGUUUAUAUUAUGAAUACACCCAAGAAGUUUGACCUAUUCAAAAGGCCUAAUUUUAGAAAAAUUGGAGUUUAAAGAAAAAUUGAUUUUUUGCAAUUUUGCAUUUUUUAUCAUUUUCUUCAAAAUAUCUCGGAAAAUACUAGAGAUACAAAAAAAAAUGAUAGGCUACUAAAUUGUAGUUUUUUUAUUAGCUAAAAUUUUUUAUGCAUAGAUUUUCAUUACAGUGAACAGUUAGCAAGAUAUAGCUGUUUAAAACAUCUAUUUACGAACAAAAAUCCCCUUAUUCGAGCCCUUUAAACACACCUCAAUUAAAAAUUAAGGGAUCUUACGAAAUUUAAUUUACACAGUCUUAUUACUCUUCAAAAAUCCUACAAAACUAUUAUUAAAAAAACUUUUUAUCGCCAAAAAUGAAGAAGGUAUGUUUAUAAAACUAAUUUUUUUUCGAAAAAUUCGAUUAGUCCCCUUAUUUUCGAUUAUUUUCAAUGUACCUAUAUAAUACCACAGAGCCGGUUCGUAUACUGAAUGACUAAAAAACUAUUUGUAUGUGUAUUUUUAUAUAUUUGUAAAUUCGUAUUUUUGUGUAAAUAAAUGUUUUUGUAAUUCUUUAAUUCUACUUGUUUUUCUGUAUCGAUCUAUUAAAUUGUCUACUUAUAAAAAUUGCAAUGUUAUUACGGGUGGUUUUUAAGGGUUGAAGUAUUAUGAUAUUAUAUCCUAAAGCAUAAAACAAUCAUUAUUUAACCAGUCAAAACCAAAUUUUACCUAUAUUAAAGUUUACAAUGUUUUUACAUAAUUUUUGACAAUAAGGGUAGUUUACACCCCUAAAAAUAAUCAACGCCCUUGAGCAUGAUAUAGAAUAUGAAGUACAGGGUAAGAUGAUCCUAACCCUAAAUUUUUAUGUAAAUUGAUGCAAGCCGAAAUUAUUCUUUUAGGAUAAGUAAACUUUUCAUAUAUAGCUUCAACAAGGGUGCUUUUAAGGGUUGAAAUAUUGUGAUAUUAUAUCUUAAAGCACAAAACAAUCAUUAUCUAACUAAUAAGAAGCAAAUGUUGACAAUAUUAAAGUAUAAAAUGUUAUAUUAUAAUUUUUUACAAUUAGGGGUUGUUCUCACCCUUAAAAAACCAAAAGCGUACAACGGCUCAAUAUAGAAAAUGAACUAGAUGGUGAAAUGAGCCUAAUCCCAAAUUUUUGUACAAAUCUAUGCUGGACGAAAAAAUUGCGAGGUUUUGCCAUUUUUCCAGCUUCAUUUCCUCGACUAGUGUUCAAUAUUUUUCCAAAAUCUAUCGAAUGAUACCAAACACGACCUCCCACGGAGAGGGGUUAAAUUGAAAAUUUUAAAUACGAACCCCGCGAUAUACCCCGCGUAAAUUGCGGUCAUACAUCGAUCUCCUGACGCUCUCAUUUCAUGACCUUCACGGUCUACCCCGCUUUCUUCCUCCUGGUGCUCUCCACUGAAAUAUUUGUUUAGGCCAACGUUCUUCAGGCAUUCUUGAUCUUAACAGGUGUCCAAACCAUUUCAAUGAUCUUCUUUCUAUUCUAUCUACUACCGUUUCCUCAGCGUUCAUUCUUGUUUUUACUUCUUCGUUAUUUUCCUUUCCCAUCUUGAAAUUCUUGCACUUCUUAUAUAGUCCAUUUCAACGGCUAGUAGCCUUCUUUUCAGAUCUGCGUUGAGAGUCCAUACUUCCGAGUCAUAACACAAUACCGACUCCAUUAUUGCUCUGCCCGCCCAUUUCUUGUUUUUAUUAAAAAUAUUCUUAUCCCACCAAAAUGAAUUCAAACUUCCCACAAUUUGCCUGCCUUUUCAGAUUCUCUGCCUUAUCUCUGCUCCCUCCAAUCCGGUCUUGUCAAACAAUGCUCCCAGGUAUUUAAAUGUUUCCACUCUGUUUUUGUUACACUCACUGCAGUCCCCACUUUUGAUACUCAUGAUACAACCUCAUGAUACAACCUUGUAAAUCAUAAUUUGGGAUUUACAAUGUAUAUACAUUGUACAUCAUUACAUAUUUGGUAGUGCUCCUUUUAACAACCUUUUCACGAUCUAGAAUUUAUGAUGAUGAAAAGGUUGUUAGAAGGAGCACUCCCUAAUUAUUUACAAUGUAUAUACAUUGUAAAUUCCAAAUCACGAUUUAGAAAGUUUAUACAUUUUAAAUCAUGAUUCGGCAGUGCUUCUCAUAAUAUUCAAUGUGUCUUGGUUUGUUUAUUUCCAGUGCAUCUUUUUUGUGAUUUUAGUAUAACUAAGAAGCAUGCUUUUACCUAAGUUUUAAAUUCAAGACGUUCCUAUAUUGCAAUUAAAAGUUUCAAAGCUUUCA
Molecule: messenger RNA, 4218 nt
Organism: Diabrotica virgifera virgifera (western corn rootworm)
Lineage: Eukaryota; Metazoa; Arthropoda; Insecta; Coleoptera; Chrysomelidae
Exons: 3
Coding region: 81-407 (108 amino acids)
Source: RefSeq, a predicted model, not a curated record